Lichtheimia ornata is the source of this 1548-nucleotide messenger RNA. RefSeq lists its product as uncharacterized. The transcript is spliced from 8 exons. Gene Ontology annotation, biological process: mRNA splicing, via spliceosome. The record is from RefSeq and is a predicted model, not a curated record. Gene Ontology annotation, molecular function: protein binding. Lineage: Eukaryota; Fungi; Mucoromycota; Mucoromycetes; Mucorales; Lichtheimiaceae. The coding region runs from base 1 to 1548 and encodes 515 amino acids. Gene Ontology annotation, cellular component: precatalytic spliceosome.
AUGUCGGUCGAAAUUGAAGCUGAAGAUGUCAUUCGCCUUAUCCUUCAGUUCUUCAAAGAAAACAACUUGGAUCGAUCGCUGGCGACGCUUUCCGAGGAGACCAUGGUGAACUUGAACACGAUCGACAAUCGCAGCGCAUUUGUCAAGGACAUUACCGAAGGGAAAUGGGAUACAGUGCUCAAGGAUAUUGUACACCUUAAUAUCGCACCACGAAAGCUGAUCGAUCUGUACGAGCAGGUCGUGAUUGAACUAUGCGAGAUGCGAGAACUUGGUGCUGCAAGGACCCUUUUACGCCAAACCGAGCCCAUGCACAUUAUGAAACAACGUCAUCCAGAACGCUAUCUUCGACUUGAGCAUUUAUUGUCACGCACUGUUUUCGAUGCAAAGGAUGUUUAUACAGAAGGAAUGACCAAAGAAAAACGCAGGAAAAUGAUUGCACAAGCACUUGUUGCGGAGAUCACGGUGGUUCCCAGCUCACGAUUAUUGACCUUGUUGAGCCAGUCAGCUACAUGGCAACAGCAUCAAGGGCUCCUAUCGCCUGAUACCCCAUUCAAUCCUUUUGAAAGGAAAUCCAUCACUGAAACAAAAGAAAAGGAUGCACCGGCUUUGGAAAAAUAUGCAACCAUCAAGUUCCCAAGCAAAAAGACAUAUGCAGAAUGUGCCACUUUCUCACCCAAUGGUCAAUAUUUGGUAACGGGAUCUGUGGAUGGAUUCAUUGAAGUAUGGAACUAUCGUACGGGCAAGCUACGCAAGGAUUUGAUAUACCAAAAUGACGAGAAUCUUAUGGCUAUGGAUGAAUCGGUCAUUUGCUUGUCCUUUAGCCGAGAUAGUGAGCAACUCGUAUCUGGAUCUACGGAUGGCAAAAUUGCGAUAUGGAGAAUUCAAAAUGGUACCUGUCAACGCAAGAUUUCACCAGCUCAUAGCCAAGGCGUAACCGCUGUGUGCUUCAACAAAGACAACACGUGCGUAUUGAGUGGGAGCUAUGAUCGAUUGGUCAAAUUACAUGAUAUCCGCAAUGGCAAGCUUCUUACCGAGUUCAAAGGCCAUACAUCCUUUGUCAAUGACGUUCUCUUCUCCACCGACAACACCAAAGUCAUCAGUGGUAGCAGUGAUGGAUCUAUAAAGAUUUGGGAUAGCCAAGAUGCAUCAUGCUUAUACACCAUACAAUCCAACGCAUCCAAUGCCAAUCUUCCAGUACACAGGAUUUUGAACAUACCCAAGCACCCCGAUCAGUUGGCUGUAUGCUACAAGAGUGCUAGUAUCCAACGUGUCGCAAUGAAUGGUCGCAUUAUCAAGUCAUACAAGCAUAGCAACUCGACAUCCGAUUUGGUAUCAAUAGCAAUGUCACCCCAAGGCGAACUUGUUUAUGGUAUAUCAGAAGAUUCAAGGAUGGCCUGCUUCAGUAUGGAUUCGGGUGAGCUAGCUGGUGAUGAUGCUAAGGUUAGCGACAAUACGGAAUUGAUCGGCAUCGCAAGUCAUCCUUUCUCCAACAUUAUCGCUGUAUAUGAUGAUAGUGGUCAUGUCUAUUUGUAUUCAGCAAAACAUUAA